Messenger RNA from Mastomys coucha (southern multimammate mouse), 3699 nucleotides. RefSeq names its product solute carrier family 35 member E2A. The record is from RefSeq and is a predicted model, not a curated record. Lineage: Eukaryota; Metazoa; Chordata; Mammalia; Rodentia; Muridae. The transcript has 10 exons. Bases 561 to 1778 code for a protein of 405 amino acids. Gene Ontology annotation, cellular component: Golgi apparatus. Gene Ontology annotation, molecular function: antiporter activity.
GCGUCACGUCCGGCUUCCUCCCCGCCCACCAGUGUGUGUCCCAAAUCUAAAACCCCUAGGAUUUCUCCUGGAGGGCUGCGAGAGGGCUCGCGGCUCUCGCCCAUGGCUCUCAGCCCAUCUGGGUGAAGCUGCUCGGCCCCGAGUUGGCGGCGUGGGGAAGCUGGCUGUAUCUUCCGUGGGCGUGGGCUGAGGCUCUGCAUAAACUCCAGUGGCAGCCUCAGAACUGAACCCCAUCGGGGACCGGGGGCACCCCGUCCUAGAGUCAGCCCAGGUCAAUUUAGGGACGGUUGGCACCGGGCGCCCAGGUGGCGGGCUUCUCUGGGCUGGACGCACAGUGCAGAAGAUGGAGAGACAGAGAACCACGUGAAGGACCUGUCCACCACACGGAGAUUCUGUGGCUGCCUUUGCUUCCUUAUUUUGCUGGAGCCCAGCAUGUUGGAAUCAACAUUCAUGUAGACCAGGACUGCUGUCUCUUCCUCUAGUUGUGUCUCUCUGCCUGGGCAGUUGCUUUGAUCCAUGUGGUCCAUCUUUGAGAUUCACUUCUCAAAAGUGCCCUCAGCAUGUCAUCAUCAGCAAAAUCCCAAGUGCUGGAGGAGACAGCGCCUGGCUGCGAAGAAGAGCCAAAAGGAAAAACACUUCUUACUUGGGGGUCUCUUUUUGGUCACCGAAAUGAGAAGAUUGUCUUUACCAAAGGUGAUGGCAGCCCAGAGGAGAGCCUGCUCACUGUCACCAUCACAGAGACUACUGUUAUUGAGUCGGACCUGGGUGUGUGGAGUUCAAGGGCUCUCAUCUACCUCACGCUGUGGUUCUUCUUCAGCUUCUGUACACUGUUUCUCAACAAGUACAUCCUGUCCUUGUUAGAGGGAGAGCCCAGCAUGUUAGGUGCUGUGCAGAUGCUGUCAACAACAUUAAUUGGAUGUGUUAAAAUAUUUGUUCCUUGCUGUUUAUAUCAACAUAAAACCCGGCUCUCUUACCCACCCAAUUUCAUCAUGACUAUGCUCUUUGUGGGCCUCAUGAGGUUUGCAACGGUGGUUUUGGGGCUGGUCAGCCUCAAGAAUGUGGCAGUGUCUUUUGCUGAGACAGUGAAGAGCUCAGCUCCCAUUUUCACUGUGAUCAUGUCUCGGAUGAUUCUGGGAGAGUACACAGGGCUGCUGGUCAACCUGUCCCUCAUUCCAGUUAUGGGAGGACUAGCGUUGUGCACUGCCACGGAAAUAAGCUUCAACAUCCUGGGGUUUUCAGCUGCAUUAUCCACCAACAUUAUGGAUUGUUUGCAGAAUGUUUUUUCAAAAAAGCUUCUCAGUGGGGACAAAUACAGGUUCUCGGCCCCGGAACUGCAGUUCUACACCAGUGCUGCUGCUGUGGCCUUGCUCAUUCCAGCAUGGACCUUCUUCAUGGAUGUCCCUGUGAUUGGUAGGAGUGGGAAGAGCUUCAGCUACAGCCAGGAUAUCGUGCUGUUGCUGCUGACAGAUGGUGCCUUGUUUCACCUUCAGAGUGUCACUGCAUAUGCCCUGAUGGGAAAGAUUUCCCCUGUGACUUUCAGUGUCGCCAGUACUGUGAAGCACGCCUUGUCUAUCUGGCUCAGCAUCAUCGUUUUUGGAAACAAAAUCACUAGCCUGUCUGCCAUUGGCACCAUCCUUGUCACAGUGGGUGUCUUGCUCUACAACAAGGCCAGGCAGUAUCAGCAGGAGACUAUGCAGAGUCUGGUCACAGCCACCAGCCGAAGCCCAGGAGAUGACACAGAUCCACUGGUUCCCCAGGACUCCAGACAGCACCACUGAUCACCUGAUGCUAUGUCCAGGCCUAGGCAUUUCUUCUGUGCUCCAUGGUGGAACAGAGAGGGAGAUGAUGCAGGGCAGGUCUCUUGCUCUUUCCUGGACAUGGGAAUUUGGAAAUCAGCUUCUGCUUGGUAGAGCCCUGCAGGAGGAAUCAAAUGACCUACAGCUCCCCGGCUGCAAGUGAACCUAUGUCUCAGUGCUCAGCUUGUACUACGGAAUAAGCACAGGCUCCAGUGUCAACCUGAGUUGCUGUCUCCUUGAUGCUAUUCAGGAGACCUAAACUUUUCUAUGACCACCACCACUACCACCACAGGCACUGAAGCAUCUUGGUUCUUGACAGUCUAUAAAACAGACAUUCCAGAUGCCAAUGACUCUAGUAUGGAGCCAUAAAACCCUGAGAAACCAGAGUCUCAGACAGAAUAGACAGUGUCUCCUGCCAUAGAGGGACAGGGCUAUGUGAAGGAAAGUGUCCCUUCUUGGCCUGUGCUUUACUGAACUACCUGCUCCAGGGUUGUUGUCCCAUGUUUCUGCUACCCAUUUUGUGAUUGCCCACUCUGGGAAGUUGGGGACAAAUCUCUAAUUCAAACAGAUGCUCUAGAGUGCUUUUCCAUUUUAAGAAUGAUAAAUGUGAAUUGGGCUGUUCUGAAUGGCACAGUUGGCUACCCUGUGAAGAUUCCCCUUCAAGAUGGAUGAUAUGGAAGUUUUGAUGAACAUUUGAGUGUAUACAGGCUAUGUUGUAGUUAAAGGGACACUGCUUUUUGACAUAGCAGGUGCCUGUGGAGGUUUCUCGAGUGUCUGCAUGUAAGAUACAUCGAGUCUACAUGCACAGCUAGCUCUUUACUAGGGAUCAUAUGAUGACUCCCUGAGCCACCAGGUGCCAGAACUUAAGAUGGAGUGGAGGACAACAGUGGGCCUUGGGCGUAAGACACUGAAGUUCUACAUUAUUCAACAUUUUGUGAGUUGUGUGUAGAGUGCAGUCUGUUGCCAGCCAGUCUUUAAGACUCUCUCCAUUACUUAUAAGCUGUAGCCACUGGCACUUCUUGUCCAAGUCUCACUGGUCCUCCCUUCUGUAAGCCUUAUGUGCCCAUGGUGGUUCACUGAUUUCAAAGUUGGCUUCUUACCUGGAAAGUAUGAAAAUAGCCCCUCAAAGAGAUAUUGGGGUAAAGAAGAGCAAUAAUUAUGUCUAUGUUUUAUUUACUUGAAAAAGUCAUCUGCCAUGAUGAUGGAUCAAAAUGAGGCCUUUUAAUCUAUAAGCUACCUUUUAAAAGAAGCUGAUGUGUGCUGGACACCAGCUAGCUGUGUCUUUACUAUGCUAUGUAAGCACCCAACUCCUUGUGAAGAUGUUCUCUCAUCUGACUUUGCCCAGGAUUCUAGUUCCUUCCUCUUUGUUCUUCUUAAAAUAAAGAUCCAAUGGGGAGGGUAGAUGGCAGAUGUUAGAUUAAUAUGUGCAGUAGACCUGUCUAUUCAAGAUCUAGCUAUGGAGCACAUGCUUGUGGGUAUUGGUUAGAAGAUCUCAUCUGGCCUUCCCAUAGACCAUGUCUAAGUAUUCUCAGAGUUCUAUAUGCCUGGCUUCUUACUAUUAUUUGGAAUUUCUGCUUGUGUAUAAUUAGGAAAUGGGUCCAUUGUGACUUGCUCAGGCCACUCCUCCCCUACAUCACCAGACUCAGCCUGUUUUGAUUUUCUAAAUUUUUGGACUAGAAACAAAAACUUUUUCUUAAAGCAAUUUUAUGUAAAGCUGCUUUUGAGAUUUGUCCUCAAAGGUGGAAAGAUCAUGGAAUCAGCCACUUCCUUCAGCUCUUCCAGGAGAGGGCUAUGUUGAGAGUCCUGGAAUGGCCCUGCCUGACCAUUUGUUAUGACCAUACCAUAACAAUAUAUUUUUAACUAAAUUUGUUAGUGCUUUCAUAAAAUACUAUGUUCUUCAUGA